AUGGCAACAAUUUCAAAUAACGGUACAACGAAAAAUAAGCCACGUCUUGAUCUUGGUGGCUAUUCUUACAUUAAAGAUCGCUCUUCGGAUGAGAAAACCUAUUGGCGUUGUAUAAAGUACUCCUUGGACCGCUGUCGCUCUCGUCUUCAUACCUGUAUUUUAACCAAUGCUAUUAAGAAAUCACCAACUAAACACACAUGUAAAGUCGAUGGCACAACACUUCAACUUCGAAUUUUCAAUGAGCACAUUGCUCAUCGCGCUGUUAGUACUCAAGAAACACCUGACACCAUCAUCUCGAAUUGUUAUAAAGCUACUGAUGAAUAA
Messenger RNA from Adineta ricciae, 324 nucleotides. The record is from the annotation of a GenBank genome assembly. NCBI's taxonomy places the organism in Eukaryota, Metazoa, Rotifera, Eurotatoria, Adinetida, Adinetidae.